This is a messenger RNA of Hermetia illucens (black soldier fly), 915 nucleotides long. RefSeq lists its product as uncharacterized. NCBI's taxonomy places the organism in Eukaryota, Metazoa, Arthropoda, Insecta, Diptera, Stratiomyidae. The record is from RefSeq and is a predicted model, not a curated record. The transcript has 3 exons. Bases 18 to 743 code for a protein of 241 amino acids.
AGUUCCCACACCGUAGUAUGAUAGUAAAGUUUGUAGCAAUUAAGAAAAUGUUCCAAUUCGUGGUUAGUCUAUUCAUUUUUACGUGCCUCGUGCAAGUUGCUAGUUUCCACGGAAUGCUUUUGGAUCCCGUAAACAGAAGCUCUCGAUGGCGCUUCGACCCUUUAGCACCAGUGGAUUAUAACGAUAAUGAAGGCUUCUGUGGUGGUUUCUAUAAUCAAUGGGUGAUACAUGAUGGUAAAUGUGGAUUAUGUGGAGACGAUUAUGGUUUGCCAGCACCCCGGCCCCAUGAAUAUGGUGGACUUUAUGGGAACGGAACGAUUGUUAAAGAAUAUGCAAUGAAUAGCACACUUUCUGUUGGCGUACUGAUAACAGCUAACCAUCGAGGGUACUUCCUAUUCGACUUAUGCAAUAUGGACGAUGACCACGAAAAUGAGGACUGUUUUCGACAAUAUCAGCUCAACCUGACUACGGGUGAAAACCGCUUCAGUGUUAAAACUACAAAUCGGGGUUGGUUCAACACUACACUUGCUCUUCCCGAGAAUGUUAUAUGCGAUCACUGUAUUUUACGGUGGACUUAUAUCACAGGUAAUUCGUGGGGGAAAUGUGCGAACGACACAUAUGCUGUAGGAUGCGGACCUCAAGAAAACUUCCGAUCUUGCUCCGAUAUAGCCAUUCUUCCUAAUGCAGUUCAACUAGAUAAUGGAGUAGAAAAUAUUCCAGAAGACCCACCCGCCGAAAAUUAGAAAAAUAACUUAUGCAACUCUAAACUAAAUACACCUGGUUUCUGGAGGACUAUGUUAAACUCCGUUGAAAUUUCGUUAACUAGAACAAACAGUACCACCGAUUGUAGAAAUUUAUUUAUUAUUAUAGUAUAUAAGCAGACAUUAAGAAGUACCUUAAUAUUUAUAUUAAACA